UUGAGCCUUGAAAACAACCGUGCAUGAUCUACCAAAACAACAGGCUGGGUUUAUCCUGCAUCCACCAUGGAAUGACAUGGCCUUGGCUGAGAUUGUGAGUCAGGAUUUUUUUUAAAAAGACAGUCUAAAUGCAGCAUUUUAACUGCAUUCAUAUUGCAGCUGAAAGGGCGUAUGAAACCUUUAAGUCGUACAAGUACUAGAGUAUUCUACCUAAAUGGGAACAUGGCUAAUCUAUGGCAGGUUAUAGUCAUGACAUUAAUGUACCUUUGCACAUGGCUGAAAAGAAGUUUAAACUGGAUUCAGUUCAGAGAGGCAGUUUCUGACACUGUCCAAGAGGAGUCUGAUAACCUACAGUCAGAAGUCUGGAGAACAAAUCAAGAGUACAGGACCUAUCAACAACAGAGCAAUGGACCAAUGGUAAUGGUGCAAACCAGCACGCAUACUUUCCAAGUGGAUCUGGAGAAACUUGCAGACUGCAGCGAGUAUUUUAAGGCUCUUUCCCACUCCUGCAUGAGAGAGACAUCUGAACAGCUGGUGCACCUUGAACAUGUUCCCUCUCCAGUCUUCCACAACCUUCUACAAUUCUGCUUCCUACAGCGGUUCUGUGUUCCUGAAGACUUGUUUGUGGAGCACCUACAGGUGAGCACCUACCUGCUUGCUUCGGGAUUCACUGAUCGUCUACUGAUAGCCCUCUCUCAGACCCUAACGGAGUGCACCUGCUUGGGCUAUCUACAGCUGGCUGAGGAACUCUGCAGUGAGGAGCUCCAACAGACUGUGCUAACCUACCUGAGCAAGUACCUACUGGAAUAUCCACACCUGAGCAAGGGCUUGGAUCCACACCUUAAAGCAGAGAUUCUCAGAUUAAGGUCAAAGGGAAGUCUACACUUAUGCUGCUUGAGGAAGGAGAACUUAACCUCAAGGAAUGAUCCGGAAACAGAUGUUGCUAGAAAGCUCUUCAGGCUAGAGGAAGAUGGAGAUUAUGUUAAAUGGAGUUCUCUGACAGAUCUUCCUUUUUAUGCAGAUAAGUGGUGCUUCACCACAGCGGUUCUCUAUAAUUACCUCUAUCUCAUAGGGGGCUAUAGACAUCGUGUAAAGAAGGGUUAUGAGUUCAAGAUGGCUUCCUUCCGCUACAACCCUUUUACCAAUCAAUGGGUAUCAACAGCUCCUCUGAUUAAGCACAGGCGUCACUUCAGUGCAGCUGUUUGUGAAGGGAGAAUCUUUGCUGUGGGUGGCUGGUAUCUGGAUUCCCUUGUGACUCCUGACUCCAGUACAGGCGUCUACACUGCUGUGGAGAGGUACGAUCCCUGGAUAGACGCCUGGGAAUUUGUUUCGUCUCUUCCUCUGACAGACUUCCAGUUCAGCCUGUCCCUUUCCCAUGAUUCCCCACUCACAACCAGCCUGGGACACUGCCUCUAUGUACUGGGAAACAUCCAGAGAACUGGAGAAAAACUUGUGCUGCGUUACGAUACUACACAAGAUUGCUGGUGUGAACUGCUCCCCACACUAACCCGCUCCAGUGCAGACCUCCCCAUCCUGCACUUCCUGGGUGCUGCCAAUAGUCAAUUGGUUGUAAUUGGUGGGAAUAACUCUGAAACCAUGGUGACAUCUUUCUGUGUGGACUCUCAAAAGUGGGGCCCUAUCAGAGCAAUAGAGAAGACCACUUUAAUUGGCCAGGGUACCAUUCUGCAUAACGAGGUCUACAUGUCAGGGAUGAAGGACAAUGCUGUAGUUAAACUGAACCUGCAUUCAUUGUCCCUCUGUCCUCUUCCUUCACUUCCUGUCACCACCUGCUACGAGAGCCUUUUCCACCUCUACUUCUGACCUUUUUUUCUAGUUAUACAAUAAAAUGUGAACUGAAUAUUUCUCAUUUUGUAUAAAAGUACACCACUUUGUGAAAACCUGUUAUUGUGGAACAAUGUUUCUUUGGCAUAAAUAAAAGUUUAGUUCACUCCAAAA
Molecule: messenger RNA, 1956 nt
Organism: Puntigrus tetrazona (Sumatra barb)
Lineage: Eukaryota; Metazoa; Chordata; Actinopteri; Cypriniformes; Cyprinidae
Product: kelch-like protein 42
Exons: 4
Coding region: 172-1821 (549 amino acids)
Molecular function (GO): protein binding
Source: RefSeq, a predicted model, not a curated record